Messenger RNA from Cryptococcus deneoformans JEC21, 1892 nucleotides. Its product is annotated as expressed protein. Bases 735 to 1391 code for a protein of 218 amino acids. The record is from RefSeq and is a predicted model, not a curated record. NCBI's taxonomy places the organism in Eukaryota, Fungi, Basidiomycota, Tremellomycetes, Tremellales, Cryptococcaceae. The transcript is spliced from 5 exons.
GGAUAAUGACGGCUUUCCUUUCGUUCCAGACGACUACGUUGAAAGAUUGGAGGAUUAUAUGCCAGGAGAAACUGAUGGAUGCGAACACGACUCUCCUUCUUUGUUACGAGAUAUUCGGAAGGAUGGGCGCUUUGCGGGACCAGAACAGAACUUUUCAAGCGGCGAGCAUAAUCCAUCCUCUUCAUUUGCACACAGUCAAUUACUUGGAGGCAGAGUGUGAAUGAUCACUGUGCCAGUAACGAACCGCUGGAGUCUGUAAUCCAUUCUAGGAGAAGGGACUCUGAGAACGAUGAGCUAGAUGAAGAUAUAAGUCCCACAAAAAACAACAACCAUAUGGAGAUAUAUCUCAGGGGUAUUGAGGAAGGAUGGGUAUUAAUGAUCUAUGCGUUUGAAGGCCUAUGAGUGAUUCAAGGUGUUGUUGAUCAAACGAAUUACUGUCAUCUCCGGCAUCAACCAACUUAUGCCCUUGUAACUGUAAGCUGGAAAGAGCAACUUUACGAAGUGCAUCAAUGUCUCUUUAUUCGACAAUUACCGAAGCUUUUCCAAAUAGCCCCCCAAGCAUCAACCCCUUCACUUGCAUACCUUUUGGCCAGCGAUAUUAGACCGCCAGCGAACGCAGCGAACGUCUUGCUUCUUUUUUUUUCCGCUCAAGCUACCGGCGCGUCCAUUGGUGCAGUCCAUGAUACCGGGCGCAGGAUCUUUUUCAACUUUCCCCCCCGUUUAUCCUGGACGAUAUGGUUACCUUUGCCCAAGGAGGCGAAGCCACUGCAGCAGUCGACAUGGUCGCUUCAAUCCCGGUUAACAUUAAGAAAGAGUUGAGGUUUUCGUGCCUACUUAAACCAUAUCUUGUGCUGCUCGACGCUGCUGUGCAGAAGGGUCGCAAGACAUGGGAAACUUUAGUCGAAAACGCUUCUGUGACACAGGAUCUUCCUCCAGCAUGGCGACUCAAGGUGAUGGAAAUAGAUGAGAGAAGUCCCUUUUCCAGGCAUGAUGGAUCUCUUGUAGGAGAGUACAACUCUGCUGGCGUAUGCCUCGGCCUUCCUAAAAGGAUCGAUCGGCCAGUCUAUUCUCAUCCCGACAUGCGGGAUGACGCCAGGAGAAAGGUGCUAUUUGGAGACUCAACACAUGAUGUUCGGAAGAAGACCGAUGGUGAUGUCUGUUCAAAAUAUUUUGAUACAUGGCUUGCUGACGUCGGUCGGACUGGUGGUAUAGCAGGGAUGUGGUGUCCUCAUGGCAUCUGUCUCGGUUAUCACAUCAUGCUCACGGCUGAAGGACGUAACGACUUCUUCUCGAUGUUACGUUGUUUUCGAAAAACAGCUCCGAAGAUUGUCAUCUACGAUUAUGCCUGCCAUCUGGGACCGUUGCACUAUCCGCGAUCCGACCUUCUUUAGCGACACACGCUUCCUUGUCGAUGAGUUCCACGCCAGUGGACAUACAUCAUGUGCCGUCUCCAGUUCAUUCGCUGUCGCAGCCAAAGCAGACCCUACAUUAGCUCACGUUAAUAGUGUUGAAAGAGUGAUCCAACCGCGGAGAAUAAGGAUGAUUAAGCGAGGUUAGGGUUCCGAGGCGCAGUAGAAUGUUUUUUCCAUAGACAAUCUAUAUACGCUUUAUUCCUCCUUUCUUCUUCAUGCAACGUAGAAACUCUACCCGUAACCGCUAGCCAUACCUGAAUUGUGACAAAUAGUAGUGCUGCAGAGGGUGGGCACUCCGUACUAAAAAAAAUUAAAAAAAAUCACUCAUGUACAUUGACGAAGCGCACUUUUCCAUCACGCUGUACGCGAUGAUUCAAAUAUACAACUGUCGCGUUAUGCUUCGGUCAAAGCAAGACAAGCCCAUCUGGAUUCCAUGAGAAAGAAGUAAGCCCUAGUUUUACCUAAAGGAAAGCCGAAUGC